Messenger RNA from Mytilus californianus (California mussel), 1511 nucleotides. RefSeq names its product ubiquitin carboxyl-terminal hydrolase MINDY-3-like. Lineage: Eukaryota; Metazoa; Mollusca; Bivalvia; Mytilida; Mytilidae. Gene Ontology annotation, molecular function: cysteine-type deubiquitinase activity; K48-linked deubiquitinase activity; calcium ion binding. Gene Ontology annotation, biological process: protein K48-linked deubiquitination. Bases 83 to 1441 code for a protein of 452 amino acids. The transcript has 12 exons. The record is from RefSeq and is a predicted model, not a curated record.
UGUCAACAAUAUGGAUGCCAAGUUUUCAGCAUAAAUUUUGCCAGAUUUAUUUUCAUGAAAGUUUCAGAAAAUAAUAAUUACCAUGGCUACCACAUCAGGAAAACUCGACGAAGACACUCUGAUGACAUUAAAAACCAUUAUCUGGGGAACAGAUAUUAAAGAUGAAGUGUUUAAAAGAUGGACACAGGGAUUUGUAUUUAGUGAAGAUGAGCCCACAGCAUUAGUACAAUUUGAUGGAGGUCCAUGUGCAGUUAUUGCCCCUGUUCAAGGUUAUAUAAUAAGACAAGCUCUAUUUACUGAGAAUCCUGUGGAUAAUUUAUCUGCAUUAACAGAGGAAAAGGCCAAUGAACUGUUAGGAUCAGCCCUAGUAGAAAUCAUGUUGGAAGUUUCAUCUAAAUCUGGUGUCUUUUCUGUAAUCUACUUGGAGGAUGAUAAAAAUGACGAUGAUACAAAUAAAGAUGAAAGUUGUAGUACAUCAAAGGAAAACAGCGAGACAAAAAAUGGCGAAAGUUGUGCCAAACGUCCAAAAUUAGAUGCAGACUUAUUCCAUACUAGAAUUAGAUGCACCAAAUGUCAGAAUGAAGAUGAUUUGAGAACCUAUGUUAAGUCCAAGCUAUCAAUGUUUCAGGAGACCUUUGGGGUUGUGCUGUAUUUAUAUUCCAUAAUAUUAACUAAGGGUAUAGAACAAAUAAAGAAUGAAGUAGAAGAUCCAGGGGAACAGUUUAUAGACAGUAUACAUGGUCAUGGCAGCCAAAGUCUAAUUAACUUAUUACUGAGUGGUAAAGCUGUAACCAAUGUAUGGGAUAAUGAUAAAGAUAUCUCAGGUUUAAAAUUACGAGGCAUUCCAAGACAGUCUACCAUAGGAUUUUUAACAUUAAUGGAAUAUAUGCGUUAUUGUGAGGUUGGUUGGUACUUAAAGAAUCCCAGGUUUCCUAUUUGGAUGUUAGGAAGUGAAACACAUCUUACUGUAUUGUUUUCUAAAGAUGAAAAUUUAAUAAUAAAUGAAUCUUCUAAGUCCAGUGCCAGACAUAUAUUUCAAAGAUUUGACCCUGAAGGUAAUGGUUUUAUUUCUACAUCAUUAUUAGGGGAUUUGAUGAGUGCAUUAGACCUUGUAUCUGAAAAAGAAUAUGUAGAUAUUAUGACCAGCAAGUUGGAUUCAGAAAGUCUGGGUAUAAUUACAAUGCACUGUUUUAUGGAGGAGUUUUAUCCAGGGGAUGUCAUCAAGGACACUCCAAAUACAUUUGAAUUAUACCAUUAUAAUGGUAUUCCUAGAUCGUGCUUGAAUUCUAAGGUAAAAUAUUUUGUUGGAACAGCCACUUUACCAGAAGAAUUAGAAGUUCAGAUUAUAACAGAUACAUCUCCUAUUAAACUUUGUCUACAAACAAAAUGGCCAAGUAUAGAAAUGUCAUGGACAGAUAAUUACAUACCCUCACUGAAUUAAUACUCAUUGUUAUGUUUUAUAAUCUUGUUAAUGUGAUAUAAAUAGAUAAAUAUAACACAUUUGUGUUCUU